This is a messenger RNA of Fopius arisanus, 3107 nucleotides long. RefSeq lists its product as uncharacterized. The record is from RefSeq and is a predicted model, not a curated record. Lineage: Eukaryota; Metazoa; Arthropoda; Insecta; Hymenoptera; Braconidae. The transcript has 3 exons. Bases 476 to 2869 code for a protein of 797 amino acids.
AUCUCUUCAAAAAUAGUUCUGUUACUCAUUCUCUCUCAUUGAAAUUCCACGCAGCCGUUUAAUGGUGCACAGAUGGUCACAGUACAACACAAUGUAACGGAAUAUUUGCUAAUAAUAUAUUCCUAACAAUAUUUAUAUCUCUUUUGGUUUCCAUCCGGUAAAGUUCUAAACUUCCAUGUCUUCCUAAUUCAUUAUUCGUUACAGAUGUCAAUUGGUGAUACAAAUAAUUGAAUGGAGAAAAAGAGAGAAAACACCAUAAGUGCUUGUGUAAAGUAAAAAUACACUUACUGUGAUAAUUGUUGACAUGCCAAUGGUUGGAUUUAGUUCGAACAAAUUCCUCGAGUGGUUAUGUUAGACCCUUCAUCAUUAUAAUAAAGAGAACAUUCUCUACGUCGGUCACUAGAUAUUGCAUAAGAGUUUGUUGUUGUUGUUACUGUUAUGUGAUUGAUAAUAUCAAGAGAUUCUGCAGUGACAGAUGUCAGAAGAUUGGAAUGCCGUUGGUAAGGAGCAGGGGGAGGACGAUGAGGAAGAGGAAUUCUUGGAUGAUGAUAUUAUUGAUAUAUCUAAAAUUGAUUUGGAAGAUGAAGAAACCUGGCUUGUGCAGGCUCCUACAAGUGAGCCCUCACCCUGUGAUCUGCGUACUUGGCUCAGGAAUGAUUUUCGUGAGAAAAGUGGGAAGUCAAAUCAUAUGAUAAACGACAAUAAUGAUAUUGGUUCUCCAAUCGAUACGAGGACCUUCACGAGAUGUAAAAAAAGAAUGGGGAGACUGAACUUUGAAUCUAUGAGACAAAUGCCAGCAGUGAACAGCGACAACGAAUCAUCCUGGAGUAAAAUGAGAAUCAAUUGGAAGGAAGAAGAAACGAGAAAAGAGGACUCCAUUCCCGCUAUGUUGAGACAAUCAUUGUCAGGCCUGCUGAUCCCAGGAGGCAGCACUCAGGAGAGUCUGGAAGCUUUUCUAGAUAUGUCCCAGUCGAAGGGGAUAGAUUCAUUCAUCAACAUGGUUGAACCUGAAUUUCACGAGAGUCUCAUGAACAUAUCACGCCCCUCAUUCCUGCAAACGACAAUAUCAAACCCUUCGAUGCACUCGUCCUGUGGAACCAGCAACCCCGGGAUGGCAGACUCUCAGAUUCUGACUGAAUCCAUGAUGCAGACCAGUAUGUUCAGUGAGUCGGACGGUGGUAUUGACAGCAUUAGUUUUUCCGAAUCUUCUAGUAGAAAUUGGCUAGAUUCUUCGGCAGCAACAGUGUUAAGAGAUUCUUCGAUCUGUGAUACUGAUACAACGUUCACUCCUUCAAAAUUUCAGACGACAGCUACAAUUAUUCAUAAUCAAGAAAUUAUUACAGUCAAUAGAACAUUUGACAGACUGCCAUCAUCAAAUACGACAAUUUUGAGCGACACAAUUACAUUUGAAGAUAAUCCCAAUAAUCCUCGUCUCAAUACAACUGAAGUAAAAAAUUCUAAUGAGAGUUUUAAUUCUGGUACUUCAUUUUCACAAGUAGCACUCAAUUCCACGUUCCAAAAAAGUGUAUGCGAGAAGGUGAAGGAGGAAGAGGUUGAGCAAGGGGAAACAUCCUCGAACUCAACGUUCAAGGCACCUGGAUGUGCUAAGGUGAAGGAUGACGUUAAUGAGCCGGAGGAGAUGUCAUCGAACUCAACGUAUGUUGCUGGUACUAAUGACGAGAUAACUUUUCCAUCUUCAGAAUAUUCGGACGAACACCUGCCAAAUUGGCCUGAUGGAGUGGCACCAUCGCAGGAUGAAGAGCCUAAAUCCCUUGACAUGACGUACUCCACAAGAGAUUCAGCAAUGCUGAAGGAGUCCCUUAACAUUAUAAAAAACGACGACAUGCCUGUCAAUCGUUAUCAAACGUAUCGAAAAUCUACAGCAGUCAGCAAAACUCAUUUAAUAAAUAAAUUGGUGAAACCUACUGGUAAAACGUCAUUACAAUAUGAUGAGAAUUAUCGGGGAAAGUCCAUGGAAAUGUUGAAUAAAAUGAGUGGCAGAACUCUCGAUUCUCAAGAUAUUUAUACGAAAUUAAAUGGGCCGAAGUCGUUGUCGCGUUUACCUCAAACGCUUCAAAAAUCAAAUCCCAAUCUUCAAUCGCAAAGUUCGACGAUGACAAGAGGUAGAUCAACGAGAAUGAUUCAAUCUAAAUUCGGUUUCCAACCGCUUGGGAGAGGAGUAAUGAGGAAUGGGCAGAUAUCGACCAAUCGAUUGAAUAGCUUGGUUAAAGCACAGGGAGAAGGUGACAAAACGGAUACUAGGAAUUCAAGUGAAAGCAUUGAGAGCACUUUGAGCACUUACAGUGGCCCAGAUUUUGAUGAUGGCUUGAGUACGUGUUCGGAUGGAAGUCAUCCUUUGAAUUGUGAGAAAAGUUCUGACCAUCUCUAUAAGAUGACGCGCAUUCAGGUGGAGAAAUUAAAUCAGGAAUCAACGCCAAAAGCUGAUAGGAGAAUUCUGGAGAACACAUGGAUUACUAGUGGAAAGGACCUUCCUUCACCGAUUUUAAAAAAUAAUGAGAUUCCUGAUAAACAAAUUAAUUCGAAUGAUACUGAUGCGGUCAUUCAAACGAGUUCCCCUCUGCUCAGUCCUGCUGAGUCUUUACAAUCUCUUCCUUUGACUCAAGAGAAUCAUCUGGCUAAUGAGGAAAAAGUCACGAAGCAGCAAGAAAGUCUUCCGAAUAAAACGUCUGUGUUGAAACAACCGCAGAAUCUCGAAAAUAAGACUGAUGGUGUUCGUUUACCUGUGAGCCGUUCGUCAAAUUUACCAAGUGGAAUCCCUCGGCCUGCAUCGCGAAUUCCCGCACCAAAAUUUUCCCGAGCUAAUGCACAAGUAAAGAGUCAAUCUAAUCAGAAGAAGAGCCUUUUCUGACGAAUAACUAUUCAACUACUUGAUUUUUUCUACAAUUCUCCAGUUUUUCAACUCUGAUUUCUGGAUAUAUGCUUUCGGAGAGUCUGAGAUCUUCAACACAAAAUGACAAUAUUAACAGAUGAAUAUGCCUAAAUACAUAUCAGAAAAAGUUGAUAAAGCAGUUGUGAAUGUACAUAUGAGGAGUAAUUGGUGAAAAACGAGUGAAAUAACUAGGAAAGAAAUUGAUUUUCAAACACCA